Engraulis encrasicolus (European anchovy) is the source of this 5095-nucleotide messenger RNA. Its product is annotated as microtubule cross-linking factor 1. NCBI's taxonomy places the organism in Eukaryota, Metazoa, Chordata, Actinopteri, Clupeiformes, Engraulidae. The transcript has 24 exons. The record is from RefSeq and is a predicted model, not a curated record. The coding region runs from base 1 to 5028 and encodes 1675 amino acids. Gene Ontology annotation, biological process: regulation of autophagy.
AUGGGGAAUGUCCUCAGGAGAAGAGGCAGCCACAAAGACAAGAGAUCAGCAAUACAGGAGGACAGUGCAGACCUGCGUUGCCAGCUCCAGUUUGCUAAGGAGGAGUCUGCCCUCAUGCGUAAGGAGUUAGCCAAGCUGGGACGCGAGAGGGACGAACUGGAGCUGGAAUUGACCAAGUACAAGGGUGUGUAUGGGGACAUGGACAGCCCAGUGGCGGCGUGUGAGAUUCCGGGCGGCGGGCCCCCCAGCACGAGAGAGGCGGAGCUACGACUACGACUCAAACUGGUGGAGGAAGAAGCCAACAUACUGGGACGCAAACUAGUGGAACUGGAGGUGGAGAACCGCGGCCUGCGCGCGGAGAACGAGGACCUGCGGGGGAACGGCCAGAUGGGGGACCGCGGGGAGUGGGGACGAGACACCGCUUUGGGAUCGGGCCCGACGUCACCGUCGCCGUACGAGUCGGUCGGGGAGCUACGGCGACACCUGCAGUUCGUGGAGGAGGAGGCUGACCUCCUGCGGCGCUCCAUAGCGGAGAUGGAGGACCACAACCGGCAGCUCACCACUGAACUCAGCAGGUUCAAAUUCGGGCCCGGCGACGGGGGCCAGGGGGGCGUGGUGACGCUGGAGGAGGGCCAGGGGGGUGUUUCGGCUGGCUCGGGGGGUCUUGCGGAGCAGCUGGAAGUGGCCCGUGUGCAGAUCAGCGAGCUGUCGGGGAAGGUCCUCAAGCUGCAGUAUGAGAACCGCGUGCUGGUCUCCAACGCACAGCGCAGCGACCUCGCCGGACACACCAUCACCACGGAAACCACACGAGAGGAGGAGGAGGAAGAGGAGGUGGAGGAGGAAGAGGAGGAGGAGGCACCGAAGCGUGAGGGCCCAGUGGGAGGAGAGAGCGACUCGGAGGAGGUGGUGGAACGCUCAGCAGCUACGUCGGGAUUGGGCAGCAGCAGCGGGGCGGGACUUAAGCCCUGGGAGGCUGACGUGAUUGGCCAAUCGCAGCGGCGGCGUGCGGAGGAGGGGCUUCGGCGGGAGGCGGAGCGUCUGGGGCGCAGCGUGGACCGCCUCAUCUCCGACACCGACAGCCUCAUCACCGAGGGGGGCGUUGCUGCGGCGAUGGUGGUCUCCACGGAGAGUGUGUCAUCAUCGUCGUCGUCGGCAGCAACGGUGGUGGAGGGCGGUGUUGGCGGAGGCGUUGCUAGGCAACAGGAUGCCGCGGUCCUGGAGACGGUGAGCACGCGCAUGAAGGCGUUCCGCGCGGAGCUGCAGGGCUUCGUGGAUCGCCUGGGAGACGGGCAGCAGCGGGAACGUGAGCGCGGUGACCGUGGAGACGACCUUUCACCCCUGCCGCACCUGACGGAGUCUAGCAGCUUCCUGUCCACAGGCACCUCCCUCUCACGGGACUCACCCAUAGGCACCCUGGGAAGGGACCUGCUCACAGACCUACAGAGGGAGCCUCAUACUGUGCACUGUAGUGUAAUAAUCAUUCAAAAGCACCACCAACGCAGCAGCACCACCGACACUGCCAUCUCUAUGGCAACAGCAUCACCACCGACACUGCCGUAUCUAUGGCAACAGCAUCACCACCGACACUGCCGUAUCUAUGGCAACAGCAUCACCACCGACACUGCCGUACCUAUGCCCUACCCCGCCCUAACUCCCCUACGCCCCCUACGCCCCCUACGCCUCCCCUCCCCACCUGGGCAGAGCGAUGAGGGCCCCCUCCUCCGCAGUGCCGGUCAGGGCCUGGUGGGGGCGCACUGGAGCAAGGGAGCCCCCGGACACACUAGAGCCCCCAGGCCCCCGGGGGUCAGACCAGAGAUCCGUGAUCCCUCCUCGGUGCCUGAGGUCACCUCUCCGGCUCGGGAGCUGCAGUUCCGUUUGGACCGCCUGAGGCCCGGCACAGACGACCGCGACAACCUGAUGGGACCAGUCACACAGCAGGAGGCGAGGCGUGGCCUGGAGUUGACCGGGCUGCAGACGACACACGGCGAGGGGGCGUGUCCUGUGGAUCGGGGGGUGUGGCCACAGGAGCGAGCGUUGCUUCAGCAGGAGUUGCGAGUGUUCCGUCACCACACCGUGGUCCUCUACAUGAAGCUCAGGUGGAUACUCACACACUGGAGACUGGGUCGCCGUGGAGACGCCUCCGUCACCGGGGACGACGCCCCCUCACACGCAGAGUUCGAAUGCCUGGAGAACAUUCCGGAACUGGCCGUUGCCAUGGAGCCGGGUGAUGGAGAGGGGGAUGCCACCAGGCCUUGUGCCAAAAUCAGCGGGGGUGUCGGGGGGGAGGGGCCAGCGGAACCCGGGACUCUACUGCCCUCACCAGAUCUCUACCAGCAUCAGAAACAGGUGGGUGAUAACCGUCGCGUGCUGCACGCUCUGCGCUGGCUCCUGGAGGAGUUUGGCUGUGAGCUGCGUGACGAGGAGGCCAGACGGCUGCAGCUGCAACAGACGUACGCCAACCAGAGAGCAUCAUGGGAGAUCCAGCACGCCGAGAUGAGGAAGCGACUCACACAGUUAGAGGAGGUGGCAGGAGGCCCUGUAGUAGGAGGUGUGGGUGUCGGCUCAGCAGGAGGCUCUGCGUGUGAGCAGGAGCGUGAGGAGCAACGGCGCCUCCUGGCGGAGAGCCACAGCGCUGCCCUGGAGCUGAGAUGGAGACUGCACCACGGGGAGAGGAGGUGGAGGAGGGAGAGGCAGGAGCUCAUUCAACACUUCCACAGGGAGAAACAAGCAUGGAUCCAGAAGGAGGUGUCUGCGUCCCCCCAGCUGAGCCCCUGCAAGUCUCCUCGGGGCCCCCCUCCGCGUUCGCCCCGCUCCCUCUCCGACUCCGACGCGGCUGAGACGCGGCUGAGAGCCGGGCCGGAUGCGGCCCACCCGGGGGAGGAGAGGCUGUUCCUGGACGCCCUCUCCCUCGACCCCCCCUCCAGCCUGGAGCAGGUACCCCCCCCCUCACGCCUCCAGCACCAGAAGAGGUUCCCCUGCCUCAACGAGGCCCUGAAUGAGGUGUGUGAGAAGGCGGGGCCAGCAGUGUUCCCAGAAGAUGAACCGACCAGUGGGAGCCUCCUCAGGGCCAAGUCUGUGUGUUCCAUGAGUGACUUCCAGCGUCUGAUGGACUCCUCCCCCUUCCUCCCCGACAAGACGACCGGCAGUCGGCACGGCGACCGUAGCCCCGUCGCCAUGGGCAGCAGCAGCGGUUUCCGUGCCGACCGAAGUGACGUGACCCCUCCGCUUUCGCCGGACGACCUGAAGUACAUCGAGGAGUUCAACAACCGAGGAUGCUGGGAUAUCGCCACCGCGCUCAGCGCAUCAUGUCCCAUACCCGGACCCCUGUCAUCCAUACUGCCCCCCGAGGCCCGGCGAGGAGUGGUACCAGGUGACUCUGCUGUUACCCCCUCCAUUGCUGCUGCUGCUGCCGGUACCGUUCUCAGCGGUGCCGACCCGUUCCAGCCCAACUCCUGGUUCCUGACCACCAGCGCCACUCUCACCACCAGCACGCUGAGCAGCCCAGAGCGCUGCCGACCCAGUGGACCCAGUGGACCUGGAUCUGGACUCGGACUCGGUCCGGCUAACGCUGCCUUGGCCCUGACGCCGCCCCACCCGGACCAGCACUUUGGGGGUGGCGGAGCAGGGACAGUACCAGUGGGUGGGGCUUACGCGUCGUCGUCGUCGGGGGCGACGGCAGCGACUCUGGACCUGAACCUCAGUGACGACAUGAAGGAGGUGGCGUUCUCCGUGCGGAACGCCAUCCGCCCCCUGCCGACGACGCCAACGCACGCCGCAACGCCCCCCCACGCCACCACGCUACGCGACUCGGCCUGCCAGACGAACGGCUUCACGUCGCGCGGGACGCAGACGUGUCACGUGGUGAGCGUGGGGCUGCAGACGGACGCAGGCGGCCUGAGGACUCUCACCAGCUCACCACAUCGCUGCCUCACACCCAAAGGCGGUGGCUCCACCCCGGUCUCCUCCCCGUCGCGCUCGCUGCGUCGUCCCCAGUACGUCACCUCCUCCCAGGGCAGCAAGUUCGAGCGGCCCUGCUGCUCCCCCAAAUACGGAUCCCCCAAACUGCAGCGCAAACCCGAGCGGCCCGGAGCCGGGAUCAAGACGGCAGCCGAGUCGGCGGGGGGAGGAGGAGUUGGUGGGGGAGGAGGGUCUUCGAGCAGGACCACCACCCCCACCUCCACGCCUCAGAAGGGCGCGUCGGGUGGUGGAGAGUCGGCGUGGGCGCGGUCGACCACCACACGGGACAGCCCCGUCCACGCCACCAUCAACGACGGACACCAGCUGUCCAGCCUCUUCAACAUCAUCGACCACACCCCCCUCGCCGCGCUCGAGCCCGUCACGGCCACCGUCGUCGCCGGGGCCAACAAGUACACACGCUCCCCCAGCCGCUCUGCCAGACCUCAGCAGGCAGCAGCAGCAGCAGCAGCAGCAGGCGCGGACCCCACAGCCUCCCCUGGAGGCUCGGAGGGGAAAUGCAGCACUGUGGGGGGAGAGGAGAUGCUGAGGGGCGCAGCGGCCCGCGGACGCUCCCCGAGCCCCGUGCAGCAUCUGAUUGUCGUGGAGAUGGCGGAGGUUCCGAGCAUCCGCCAGGACCUGUCGGCGCCGCCGGGACACACGCUGGCGGAGAACGCUGCGCGCCUUCUGAACAGGAAGCUGCAGGAGCAGGCUGGCACCACGUCACGCGACGAGCAGCGCAGGGGGCUGCAGUUACCGUCGGCAACCACCGCCGCUGGGGGCGGAGCCACCACUCAGGGGGCUCACGGCCGCGACGCCAAGUUGGGCGAGACAUCUGCGGACAGGGCCGGGAGCAUGGAGGAUCUGCCGCGGUCUCCCGUGGCUCCGCCCCUUGAGGCCUGCUUCCUGCGGCCGGCCCGCCCACCCAACAGACGGCCGCCCUCGCGCUGGGCAGGCGCACGCUCCCCAAACUCUUCCCCCACAUGGGGGAGUAACGCCAACACCAGUCAAAGGUUCCAGUUCCCCCCAACAACCCAGAGCAUCCCAGAGGGGGAAGAGCCAAGGCCAGCCUGAACGAGGGAUGGAGGUCCCUCUCCUCUCUCCUCCUCUCCUCUCCUCUCCUCUUCUCUCCUGUCCUCUC